AUGAAGGACCGCGUGACCAAAAUGGAAGUCAUUCCGCAAAUCUCUGAACUGGAUGUGCUGGUCGCGAUAUUUCCACAUGAAGAAGUCAACAAUCUAACUCACUAUUACCAGAUGCUGGGAUUUGACGGAUGUGUAAAGCUGCUUGUAGAACUUGGAACUUAUGUAGACUGGUCAGCUUCCGUGACUGAGGGAGCUUUUGUGGAGGAGCUAGCAGCGGCGGAGAUGAGUGGUACUUGUCCCCACGCGCCGCCUCCUAGAACUGACUGGCAAAGAAUUGCCGAACAAGAAGGCAUGAAUGGAGAUGGAUCAUCAGUUGAGGAGGAGUGCAAUGUGAGUGUACCGCUUUGGCUUUUGGAGCAGUUGUACUUGGUUUGGCAAGGAGACUCUCGUCAAAUGCAGCAUGCACAUGACGCGCAGCUGGCGUCGGUUUUGCAAGAGCACGAAGACGAAGAACCAAGCUUUACUACCGUGAAGAAACAGAUGACGGUUGCCCAGAAGCUCAACUUGAAUGAGCUCAUCAAGGACUUCCGGUGCGAUGCCGAGUCCAUUCGAAGGAUAUAUGAAGACAAUAAGUAUGAUGCUGCUGCAACACGCGUGACGCUUCAUUUAAUGCUAAAUCCUGACGAUGAA
Cylicostephanus goldi is the source of this 630-nucleotide messenger RNA. NCBI's taxonomy places the organism in Eukaryota, Metazoa, Nematoda, Chromadorea, Rhabditida, Strongylidae. The record is from the annotation of a GenBank genome assembly.